GUAUGGUAUCUUGCGGUUUUGACGUUAGCCUACUCUGGUGUUUUUGAGAUAUUUACCACCUUCAGGCAGAUCAAGAAAAUACCAGCUGUGACAGACCCAGAACUGCUUGCUGGAGUCACAAUAAUACGUCCCUUGAAAGGAAUCGACACUGAGAUCGUUCAUUGCCUCGAAUCAUCUUUUUUGCAAACCUACCCUUCGAACAAGUUUGAAAUCAUCUUUUGCGUUGAAUCCUCCAAUGAUCCUGUCAUCUCCAUAGUGCAAGAAUUGAUCAAAAAGUAUCCGAAGAUUGUGUCUCGACUUUUGAUUGGAGAUUCGAGCCAUCCUGAUCAUUUUGGGCCCAAUCCGAAGAUCAAUAAUCUUGCUAAGGGGUUUUUAAAGGCCAAAUUUGACAUCAUAUGGGUCAUGGAUUCAAAUGUGUGGGCAUCUAAUGGCUGUUUAAUGAGAUCUGUUCUCUCAUUUUCGAAAAAAAAUAACAAAGUAAAAGUGGUCCAUCAUCUUCCGUUGGGCAUUUCUUUUAUUUCGAAAUCAAGCAAUGAUUUAGGAUCGAAAUCUGAUGAAAUGUUUUUAAAGACUUCUCAUGCAAAGUUCUAUGCUGGUUUUGAUAAAGUCUCGGUGGCGCCAUGUGUCAAUGGGAAAUCAAAUCUAUAUAGAAAGAGUGAUAUCGAUUUAGCUGUUCAAAACAUUGGAAUGGGCCACAUUCCUUCGACAAAUGGUCAAUCUGGAGACUUGAAAGCUGAUGCUGCUUAUUAUUCUCAGUUUCCUGGUUAUGGUAUCAGAUACUUUUCCAAAUUCAUUGGAGAAGAUAACAUGAUUGCGAUAGCAUUAUGGAAUAUCCAUGGUAGAACUGCUUUCUCGGGGGAUUGUGUCAUACAGCCUUUGGAAAAUUUCUCGUUAUCUGCAUUUUCCAGUUUGAAAAAAUAUUGCAUACGCAGAGCAAGAUGGCUCAGAGUUCGUAAAUAUAUGGUUUUGGCUGCCACCUUGUUAGAACCAACCACUGAAUGCUUUGUGAGUGGUAUUGGUGCAUCCUUCUCAGUCGCUGUUUUGUUUUUGAAGUCAAAUUAUCUUUUCUCAUACACUUAUUUUUGUUGUCAUAUUUUUUUUUGGAUUUUAACCGACUAUUUUCAAUUUCAUAUAUUGCUAAAAUACUCUGGAGCAGAUGAUCCUCGUUAUUCACAGGAAAUCCCAUUUUUUGUCAUUUUAAGUAGUCAAUCAUCUCACUAUAGAAAUCUAAAACAAUGGUUGCCUAUAUGGCUAUUAAGAGAAACUUUGGCAUUGCCAAUUUGGAUAUAUGCAAUGUGUGGUCAAUCAAUUGAUUGGAGAGGAAGACCAUUCAGAAUAAGAAGUGAUUUAACUGCUGAAGAAAUA
This is a messenger RNA of Ascoidea rubescens DSM 1968, 1365 nucleotides long. RefSeq names its product glycosyltransferase family 21 protein. The record is from RefSeq and is a predicted model, not a curated record. Gene Ontology annotation, molecular function: ceramide glucosyltransferase activity. The annotation marks the transcript as partial. Gene Ontology annotation, biological process: glucosylceramide biosynthetic process. The transcript has 2 exons. Gene Ontology annotation, cellular component: membrane. Lineage: Eukaryota; Fungi; Ascomycota; Saccharomycetes; Ascoideales; Ascoideaceae.